Molecule: messenger RNA, 2929 nt
Organism: Hydra vulgaris (swiftwater hydra)
Lineage: Eukaryota; Metazoa; Cnidaria; Hydrozoa; Anthoathecata; Hydridae
Product: protein white
Biological process (GO): transmembrane transport
Cellular component (GO): plasma membrane
Molecular function (GO): ATP hydrolysis activity; ABC-type transporter activity; ATP binding
Source: RefSeq, a predicted model, not a curated record
ACUUAUGUAAUUUAUUUUUACUCAGAAAAUGUUUGCUGAAUACUUGUAAAACAUAAUACAAAGCAAAACGCUUGAUUUGACCAUGCUUAAUUGUACAUCUGUGUUUUAUCUCUUAACAAUUUAAUAAGAACUUUAGUAUAAUACGGACGAAUGAAAAAGCUAAUUUUUAUUUUUCAUCAUAAAUAAAAAAUAUCUAUUUCAUUAUAAUGGAAGAUUUAGAUUCUGAAAACUCGAUUGAAAAACGAAGUUUUUUUCAUUCGUUUCCUGAUCUCGAAAAACAAACAGUUGAAAUACGCAAUGGAACUCAAAGUACAAGUGAUUUCAAUGCUGCAUAUAACCAAAAAGCAGCUAGUCUUGAACAAGUCAGAUCUGAUCAAUUGAAAAAAAAAUCAUAUUCAGAAAAAAAAAGAGAAAAGUUGCUUAUGCAGUCUUCAGCAGAUGGCUGUUCAAAGAUUAGAGGUGAAUUUUGUUCUCCAGAGUCCCAGUCAAAAGGUUCUGAUUUUAAUGAAAGUAGUAGUAAUAAAAAAUCUGGAGUUCGCUUGAGCUGGAAAAACCUAUCAGUUGCUACAAAACCAAAAAGUUUAUCUUUAUUUAAGACUAUUUGUCGAAAAUCAAAGACAUUAAAUGAAGGAAAAGUUCUUCUCAGAUCUUUAAAUGGAGCUGCUGAACCUGCAAGUCUGCUUGCUAUUAUGGGUGCUAGUGGUGCUGGUAAAACAACCCUUUUAAAUGUUCUUUCUGGUCAAAAUGUUAAAGGUUUGGAUAUAAGUGGUGAUAUAUUAGUCAACAAUGAAAGAGUACAAAAUAAAAUUAAGAAUAUAUCUGCUUAUGUACAACAAGAAGAAUUAUUUAUUGGAACUCUGACUGUCAGAGAGCACCUUCUCUUUCAGGCAUAUCUAAGAAUGCCAGAGUCAUUUUCAGUUAAAGAAAAAGAGAAAAAAGUUGAUAAUGUUAUAGCUCAGCUUGGUUUAACCAAAUGUCAAAACACAAUUAUUGGUGUUCCAGGACGGAUUCGGGGAAUAUCUGGUGGAGAAAAUAAAAGACUUUCCUUUGCAUCUGAGAUAAUUACUGAUCCUAAACUUCUCUUUGUUGAUGAACCAACAUCAGGACUGGAUUCUUUUAUGGCAGAAAAUGUUAUAAUUUGUUUGCAAAAGAUUGCUAGCGAAGGAACAACUGUUAUUGCUACCAUACAUCAACCAUCAUCAGAAGUGUUUCUUCUAUUUGAUAGGUUGUUGUUGAUGUCUGAAGGUCGCACUGCAUAUUUAGGAAAACGCGAAGAUGCUUUUGGAUUUUUUGAAAGAGUAAACUAUCCUUGUCCUUUAAAUUACAAUCCAGCUGAUCAUUAUGUUCAUACACUGGCAAUUAUACCUGGAAAGGAAGAGGAAUGCAAGGCAAAGUGUGAAAUGAUAUGCGACUCUUUUGUUUCUGACCUUAAGAUUCCAUUGAAUGGAUAUGAAUCUCCAGUCAUGUUGCAACAAAAAUACUCAACCCAAAUUUAUAAAGUUGGAUUUUUAAAACAACUAAAGGCAACAUUAUGGCGAUCUUGGAUGUCUGCACGAAGAGAGCCUUACAUUAGCACCAUUAGAAUCAUGCAAAGUUUUGUAAUGGCUCUUAUUGCUGGUCUAGUUUACCUAAGAGUUGGAGACAGUGAAUCACAGGACAAAGUCAUGAACAUUAAUGGAGCAAUCUUCUUUAGUGUGACCACAAUGUCAUUUGGUUCAAUAACUGGUUCUUUGUUUGUGUUUCCUGCAGAACUUCCUGUUUUCUUAAAAGAACACAAACUUGGAAUGUAUCGAACUGAUGUUUACUUUAUUAGCAAAACAUUGGCAGAGUUUCCAUGGUAUUUCAUUGGUCCAGUAAUUUAUUCUCUUAUCUAUUACUUCAUGGUUGGACUUCGUCUAGACACAGCAGCUUUUUUUCUCUCCCUUGUUGUUCUAGAGCUUUUAACACAGAGUGCUCUAUCAUUUGGGUAUUUAGUAUCUGCUGUAUCACCUACUAUUCAAGUUGCAACAGGGAUUGGUCCACCUUUGAUUAUGCCUUUCAUGUUGUUUGGUGGCUUUUUUCUUAAAGAUAGAUCAAUUCCUGUAUAUUUUAUUUGGUUAAAAUGGCUUUCUUGGUUUAAAUAUGCAACGGAGUGUCUUCAAAUUAUACAGUGGGAUGAAUAUGGAGCAAUAGGCGGAUGUUCAGGUAACCAAACAAUGUGCUACCAUGAUGGAAAAUCUGUUCUUGUUACCAACGGUUAUUCAGCGAGCAACUUCAAUCGUAAUAUUGGUCUUCUGGUAGCAUUGGGUAUAGGUUUUAGGUUGUUGGCAUUUUUAUUCGUAUUGAUUCGAGCCUACCGUGCAAAAUAAAUAGAUAUGUACAGAGCUCUGACAAAUUCAUGUUAUUUAUAAAAGUUUAUUUAUUACUCUAUUGUAUUUAAAUACUGUGAUUUUUUUAUCUAAAUGUGUAGGUUUUCGAAUCGAUUUCUAGGUGUGAAAAAACUUUCAAUAAGAUGUUAUAUAUAUUUUAUAAAUUAUUUAUCGAUAUUAAAUAACAUUUAAUGUAACAAAAACAAGCAUUUGUUAAUAUAGCUAUUUUAACUAAUUAUCUUGUAUAUUAAUGUUUUCUAGCUAUUAACGUGACAAUGUUGUUUGUUACAUAAUCUUACAGCUUCACUACCUAAUUCACUUUACAUUAUGCAGUUUUUUCAUUUUUCUUCGAAACUUGACACUUAUUGAUAUUAAAUUUGAUUUUAAUCUUGACAAAAACAGUUUUACUGGCUUAAGUUAUAAUCGUACGAUGGACUGACUUUAAAAAACUUAAAUGCUGUUCAGACUUAGACGUAUGCAAUAUUUUGUUUUUAGAAACUUAGCGCGCUUAUAACUUUUGCCUCAAGCAUUUUUUUAUAUGAAAUAUUCAGUUUUCAUAUGAAAUAUACAGUUUUACUAAA